Molecule: messenger RNA, 1095 nt
Organism: Aureobasidium vineae
Lineage: Eukaryota; Fungi; Ascomycota; Dothideomycetes; Dothideales; Saccotheciaceae
Source: the annotation of a GenBank genome assembly
AUGGAUCUUAAAGACGUUCCUCAAGAGAUGAAGGCCAUUCAAGUGGUCGAGUUUGACAAACCAUACAAGAUCAACACCGUUCCUGUACCCAAAGAUCUUGCUCCUGAGGACAUUUUGGUCAAGAUCGGUGUCGCGUCAAACUGCCAUACAGAUUCCAUGGUACAGCACGGCACGUUCGGAACCAAACUUCCUGUGACAGCUUCGCACGAAGGUGCUGGCACUGUAGUUGCAGUUGGAAGUUCUGUCAAGAACUUCAAGCUNCGAGACCGUGUCAUGUGUGGACUUCCUUACCAUCCUUGUGGCCACUGCCAGGACUGCUAUGGACCGGAGACAUGGCGGCAAUACUGUACCAACAUCGCAGGACACUCUGGCGUGCACAGGAACGGGUUCUUCGCCGAGUAUGCACUUGUGGAUUCCAGAAGCUCAACCCCUAUUCCAGACGAGGUCACGCUUGAGAGUGCAGCACCGCUUGCAUGUGCAGGGAGAACAAUCUGGAGAGGCGUGUUAGAGGCCAACCUCAAAAGCGGGGAGUGGAUUGCCCUGGUCGGUUCUGGAGGCGGUCUAGGCCAUCUGGGCAUCCAAUUCGCAAAAGCGCUCGGCCUCAACGUGGUUGGUAUCGACGCCAGAGACGAAGGGCUCGCCAUGUCCAAGGAGAAUGGCGCAGAUGUGGUUGUCGAUGCACGCGAAGGAAAAGACAGUGUGGUUGCAGCCGUUACUGGAGGAGCCGGUGUCGAUGCGUCAAUAACCCUGAGCGAUGCUGACGAUGCUGCUGGACUGGCUUGCGCAUUGACUAAGAUGCACGGUACUAUGGUACAGAUCGCACAGCCGGACAAUGUCACCAUUCCCUUCGCGGAAUUUGUUUUCCGCGAUAUCAGAGUUAAAGGCUCUUUGCUCUGUUCACCAGAGCAGAGUGUAAGCAUGCUCGAGUUCGUCGCAAAGCACGGCAUCAAAGUAAAGACCAACCCAUUCCACGGUCUCGAUAAGAUUGAAGAAUUGGUUGAUCUGGUCCAUGGAGGAAAGAUCCAAGGCAAAGCGAUUAUUGUGGUUGACAAGGAACAGAUCAAGAAGGAAAAGGAACUGGGAGCUAAAUUUUGA